ACUUGUCCGAUUUUAAUACAGGUUUUUUUUUACCGAGAGAAAUGCUGAAAUCUAGGUUAAGCCAAGAAAAUCAUCUCGCCGUUUUCCGUUAAAUUACAUUUACAUCGCAUCCAUUUCACUGCGCGCAAACGACCAUGGGUCAGUCACCUUUCACUGUACAACUGCAAUAAUCAAAUCGGUUUUGGGAAAAACCACGGUGGUCGAAUUGCUGCACCCACGUCCGUUACGUUGCCGGUCCGAGAGAAGAGUUCACAACGGACGAAUCGUUUGCGGACCGCGCGUCGGAGCGCGGCGGCUAUACCGUCAACCCGCUGCGGGAGUCCCGACACCGAGCGGCGAGGCCACCACGACUUCCCUACGGCGCACAGCUGUGCCCGGAGCGGACCGAUAGGACCACGGGUUGCUGCCGGUUCAGGUGGGCCGCCCCCCCCCCCGUCAGCCAGCCACGUGCAGCUCCUCCGUUGCCAUGGAUGCCUGCGCACGUAUUCGGGGAGUCCCCAUAAGGUCCAGGGCGUCGGUCCGGAGAGAGACUGUGCGUGACGGCGGGCCGCAGUGGGUGAAGAGCAUCUUUAGGAACAAGAAGGAGCUCUGCAGCGUUGGCGUCGAGCUGCCAAUCAGAGACGCCACGAGGCUGAUCGAGAUUAAUUUUGUGUGUCUGCCUGGCCAAUGUGAAGGAGAUGAUGUCACCCAGCAGGCUCUGUUUGCUAUGCCAGGAGGGCUGUGUGAGCUUCUGAGGUCCCUCCACGUUCACAGCCUCAAAAACGACGAGGUCGUGCUGCUCAAAGACUCCCGCAGGCUGGCUGAGCACAAGGACGCCGGGCCUCAGUGUUGGUUGAAGGCGGUGUGUGUGCUGAGGCACAAUCCCAACACCAGCGUCCAUCCCCAAGCCACCGUGGCGUCCUUGGUGGGCUUGCUCGGCGGCUACAUGGCCGGCGUGCGCUACGCUCUGGAGCUGCAGGCUCUGCAGCGCGGCGGCGGCGCCGGGCCCGGUCACCCGGAGGAAGACGACACCAACCAGUCGGUCUCAUCCAUCGAGGACGACUUUGUCACAGCCCUGGAGCAUCUGGAGGAGGACGACACAGGAGACAAUCCCUCUGCAGCUUCCUAUCCCCAUUUUAAGAAGCGCGACGUGGCUUCACAGACCGUCCCGGCCCACAAGAGAAAAAAGGAAUUCUCCGGCGCCCGCGUCAUCGUCAGCUCGUCUUCGAAGAAGAAUCAUUCGGGAAAACUUCAUCCUGGUCCCGAAGUGUCCGUCACGGUGCAGAAGUCAUCGUGCGUGGAGUCUCAAUGGACUUACUGCAGUCCCGGGGGCCGUCGCCCCUCCCCUCUGACGAAUGCCAGCGAUUCGGAAGACUCCGACUGCUCCAGCCCCAGUCCCAUCAUCUUCCUCGACGAGGUGGGCUACCAGAAGAGCCUGCUGGCCAAGCUGGACAUCCCCCAGGUUCCAGGGGGGCCCAGCGAUCGGGUUGAGGACUCUGACUCGGAAGUCAGUGAAUUCUUCGACAGCUUCGACCAGUUCGACGACCCCGAGGAGCUCAGCUCGGACCACGGCGCCCUGGCUCUGCCUCUGGACGCCACCAGCCCCCCGGCGGCCCAGAAGCAGGCCGGCCGCUCGGCGUCCAAAUACGUCUCGCGGGGCUGCUCCACCAAAGGGAUGAAUCCGCACCGCUUCGACCGGCCCACCCUCCCGGCCAACGUGAAAAAGCCGACGCCUCUGAAGCCGGGCUCCCCGUACUCCCUUCGCUCCGAGGUGCCCGACUCCCCUCGCCCGGUUCAGACGCCCUCCGAGGAGAACGGCGGCCCGCUCUUCAGCCCCGUCAGCUCCUCGGCCUUCAGCCCCCUGGUGGACUCCAGCAGCCCGCUGGAGUGCUUCUGGAGGGCGGACGAGGAUGGACGGGACGGCUCCGAGCUGCGUAAACCCCAGGAGCUCUGCUCUCUGUACAAGACCUACUCGGACUUCGCCAGCAGUCUCUCCAAAGAAAUUCUGGGGUCUGUGUGUGGCUACCAGGCCGCCGUUGACAUCAGUGACAACAAGAAUCUCAGCUGCGUCUGCCACAAGGAGUUCCAGAACGCAUCGGGCUACCUGAUGAAGCUCUCCGAAAUACAGGAGACGGUGACGGUGGCCGCGCUGCAGAAGAAGUCCCAGUCCCUGAAGGACGGCAUCCAGAGGUUCGCCACUGACCUGGUGGAGAUGAGCCUGGGCAGCGCUUUGCGAGACCUCCAAAAAGGCGUUUCCUCCUGCACCACCACCUUGUGUCACCUGGCUGCCCGGCUCACCUCCUCCGUGUUCCAGAUGGCCUUCCACGAGAUUGGCAUGCGCCACGCCUACGUGUUAAAAGAGCGAGCGAUCAACGGAUUGGCCGGCUUCCUGGUGGGAGAAGCCGUGUCUGGGGCGCUGAAGGACUUCCUGACGGUGAAGAAGCAGAUUUUCCACGACACCGUGACGUGUUUUGCUGCCGAUCUGGCAGAAGAGCUGGUGUUUGAAGGCAUCAUGGAGGUGUGUCAGUUCUCCCACCCCUCAACCCCUCUGACGCCGAGCGAUUGGUCCUUUGGCCAGAGGCAAGGGGAGGAGGAGGAGGAGGAGGAUGAAGAAGAAGAAGAAGAAGAGGUUGUUUCCUCGUAUGCUUCAGACUUGUCUGAGUCUGUUAUCCAAGAGGCCUUCAUAGAGCUGUCUCAGGCUGAUGUUUCCUUCACCAGCCAGGCGGCUAUUAGCGUCUCCUUGGACAACAUCUGUUAUGUCAGUGCAGAGAACGGUGGCGCCCAGACCUGCAGUACCUUCGCCCACCAGCAGGUGUUAAGUUCCAGCUCGGCUGCAGCGGUUCCCGGGCCCUCGGGGGAGGAGGCUACCCGCACGGUGAAGAAAGCCCUGUUCACCGUGUCGGGCAUGGCCAGCUGCAUUCCUGUGCCCCAAGCAGGCGAAGCCCUCUCCCACCUGCAGGACUCUGAGGAGACCGGUUCGUCCAGCUCGUCGGAUGUCCAACCGGUCGGCCCCAAGAGGGGAACCGCGUCUUCCUCCGACAGCAACACAUCGACCCAAACGAACCUUUCCAGUCACGGGACGCAGACCCCAACGCCUGGAGAAGAACCCUCCCAAGGAAAGUCCCCAUUCCAAAACUUCUCUGGCAACAUGGUGGAUUUGAUAGUAACUGAGGCUUGUGAGCUAAUGACGGCAUCUAAGAUGAAGAAGAGCUUUGGUGACUGCGCUGAUUUCUUUACAAAGAGCAUCAAUAGCAGAAGGGACUCUUCUUCCAAGCCAGAGGCGUUUAAUUAUGAGGCUCCGGACUCCCCGUCGGAGCAGGGAGCCGGCUUCAGAUAUGACUGUAGGGAUUCUGGCUACGUUAGGAUGGGUGGACCCGUCGACCCGGCAACAGAUCACGGCAUCCCUCACGUUUCCUUUCAAGCCGGCUCUCAAAGCCAGAGGAGAGCCGUGACGAUGCACACUCUGGACGUGCCGGGGGCCGAGGCGGUCGGACCCCGGAGGGUGCCCGUUGACGACUCGGCUCCGGGCUCCGGGCAGAAAUCCGGCGGCACGCCCGGCACCCCCCCUUCCACUCCCCAGCAGCCCAGCGAGGUGUCCAAGGAGAGACAGAUAAAGCGCUUCUCCAAGAAGCUGAAAAGCAAGCUGGCUAAUGAAUUUUCUCCCGCUACCCCCCCGCCUACUCCUCACGAUCAGCCCGAGCCUGGCCCGGGACCAAAGGACCUGACCCCCGAGGAAGACAAGGCGGAGUUCAUGCUCAAACUGAUGAGGUCUCUCAGCGAGGAGGCAGACGGCAAUGAGGACGAAGAGGAGGAAGAGUUGGCAGAAGAGGGCCGCGUUGGUGCCACCGACAGAUGUUCAGAGUUGGGGGGCGGCCGGCGCGAAGCCAACCAGGUGUCCGCUCGCGGAAUGUCCAACAAGGAAGCCCUCCACUAUGCUGAGCGGUUGGCCUGCCACAUUGUCUCCAUGGCAACAGAGAUGGACACCCUAGGAGUGGCAGAAGAGGAGGAGGACGGGGAGGGGGAGGAGGAGGAGGAGGGAGGGGAGAGCAAGGGCGGCGAGCAGAGGAGGGACAGCGUGGCCCAGUUCUCAGAGCAGACCCUGAACACCUUGUGGGUGUACGCCGGGGAGGUGGCGGGGGGGGUCAUCAACGACGUGAAGAGGAUGGUGAGCUCCGCACAGCAGUGUCCGUACCACAGAAGGCGAAGCUUUGACCAAGCUUGUUCUGAGUGUUUGCACCACCACCACCAACAACAACAGCACCACCAGUCUCCGCCCAGCACAGACCAGAGCAGAGACUCCCGGGGGGCACGGCUGGCCGAGCAGUGGUCUCACGAGCUCGUAGCCUCCGUCUUCCGGUCUCCCGCCUCCACCUCGAGCACCGCGUCCAGCUCCAGCUCUGGCCUCUCCUCCGAGUAUCCCAGCUGCGAGAGUGUGACCGACGAAUAUGCCGGCUACCUCAUCAGGGUGCUGAAGAAAGAGGGCGGCAGCAGGGAGUUGGUCCUGGACCACUACGCCAGCCGGCUGGCUUACCGCUCCAUAAAACUGGGCUUGGCUCACGCCGGUCGCAGGAUCAAGCAGAGGUCCUCCGGCGCCCGCCUCCACUCGUCCAAGUCGCUGCCCGAUGAAUGGAAGGCCUCUGGCGGUGAGGCGUCUCCAGCCAAGGACGGCGCCGAGUCGGCGGUUUCUCCGCAGGCCAAAGAUGCUCGGUGUGUCUGCAAGGACUCCGAAGAGCAAAGUCGGCGGGAGUACAUGGACCUGGUCAGCUUCGCCGAGUCCUUGGCCUACAACAUCACCUGUGACGUGACGCGCAAGCUGCACCUCUCCUCGGCGCGGCUGCCCAAGUCUCUCACCGACUCCUGCCUGUACAAGAGGUCCAAGCUGGAAGACAUGGCCGAGGGUCUCGUCAGGAACUCCUUCUCUUGCCCCCUGUUGCCUAAGGAGGGGAGGGGCCGGCAUUACCACAGCACAGGGAGCCUGUACGACGGGGGCCACAGGAGCCGGGUGAUGCAGGUCAUCGAGCAUUAUGCCAGGAAAAUAGUUGAUGACACUCUGAAGAUGAGCCUGGCGUCGGCGGGACUGUUGUCCCGGGAGCGGCACAGGACCCGAGGCCCGGACGGGCACGCUCACACCCAGAGGGCGUCCGAGGGGCCGUCACUGGGCCACGCGAUGGCGGCGAGGACGUGCCGUUGUUGUCAGGUCCAGGAGUGCCCGUACUGCGCCAAGCACAGCAGGCGGCCCCCCCAGCGCGUCGCGCAGAGGGGCAAAAGGGCCCCGGAGUGCCAGGCGAGGGCCGAGCGUCUGCCCGGCCCGGAGAUUCCCAAGAUCCACAUUGACCGGGACCGCCGGGCGGUGUUCGCCGAGGGGAUGGUCUCCAUGGCGAUGGACACGGCGAAGCGCGAGCUGAGCAACACCAGCCUCAACGCCGACAGCGGCAUCGGCCACGACGGGACCAGCUACGCCGAGAGCCUGACAGCCGAGAUCAUGACGUCGGCCCUGACCAACGUCUGCCAGAGCGCCAGCAUCAGCUUCCCAGGGAGGGAAGCCCCCGAGUCCUCCGUGUCCCAGCAGCUGAGCGUAGGGGACGACAGUCUGGGCAGCUGGUCCAACCUGAGCUUCGAGGAUGAGCACCCGGACGACAACAGCAGCUUCCUCCACCUCAGCGACAGCAGCAAUGGGAACAGCAGCAGCUGGAGCAGCCUGGGCCUGGAGGGGGAGGCGUGUGAGGAGCGCAUGUCCUUCUCUCCCUCUGACAGCGACCACACGGAGGAGAAGGAGACCGAGGCCAAAGAGGAGUCCAGCGGGACGCUCUGCGUGGACAGGACUCAGGCGGCGCCCCCCAGGGCCGCGCUGCUCGUGGUGAACUCUGACGUCAGGGAGUUGGGGCGCGGCCCCCAGCACGUGACCCUCGACCCCCAGCUCAGGAGCAUGCUGCAGUGGAUGGCGGCCUCCAUGGCCGACAUCCCCUUGAUCCAGCUGGGUCCCGACAGAGAGCUCCAGCAGCUGCCAGCGGUGAUCCAGAGGCUCCGGGAGAGGAGGUGCAGGGUGGGGGAGCUGCUGCACACGCUGCUGCGCUACUGCGAGGAGGCCCAGGCGCACGGCCCGCCCAGGGACGAGGGGGCGCCGCAGGCGGGCAGGGAGCCGCACCGCGUGCCCCUCUUCCAGUGGCUCCUGGAGCACGCCUAGGUCCUUGUCUCCUUCCCCCCCCCCCCCCCCCCCCCCCGGCGCUGCAAACUCCACGGCCGCCAGAGGGCGCCGCAGAAGUCUACCGGCCCCGUUGUUGCUGUGGUGGCGCGGCGUGUGUUGUGCGUUGCAUGCAGUGGCCUCCGGUACCUCCGUCGUGUGAUGCUUUUCUACCCCCCCCCCCCCCCCCACCCCUGGUUUCGUUGUUUCAGAUUUAGUAUUUAUCGGGCCGCGUAGAUCUUGUGUGGACUCAUGAGCUGUCUCCCCCCCCCUCACCCGCCAUCACGUCUGAACCGAAGCCCUCACACCGUGCUGCCAUUGGGCUCGAGCUACACACACAAGUGUGUGAGAGACACACACACACACACUACACCCUUGUAUUAUCAGAGGGAAGCCGAGAGACACCCACAGUCGUGCAUAGUAUUCCAUUAUAGUAUUUAUCAAUCACUGUGGCGUUGUGUCUCUCCGAUGAACCCAUAUCGGCAGUAAGCCGCUGCGCUGAUGACCAGACGGCGGCGGAAUGACAAUUGGCUCUCGGCGAAGUCGCCCCUCGCCAUUAUCGGUAUUGCCGUCGUAUCGAAUGUGUCGCCGAGCCUCAAUCUCCUCGGUUGUCAAACUCGGUAAGAAACACUCUUGAGUGGAAGGUGUUUGCUGUGACGGUUUGUAUCAGAGAGACUUUUUAAUGCUGCUCAAAGAAA
Messenger RNA from Pungitius pungitius (ninespine stickleback), 6858 nucleotides. It is a transcript of the gene akap11, whose product is annotated as A kinase (PRKA) anchor protein 11. Lineage: Eukaryota; Metazoa; Chordata; Actinopteri; Perciformes; Gasterosteidae. The transcript is spliced from 12 exons. Gene Ontology annotation, molecular function: protein kinase A binding. Bases 467 to 6163 code for a protein of 1898 amino acids. Gene Ontology annotation, cellular component: cytoplasm. The record is from RefSeq and is a predicted model, not a curated record.